CCCCUCUUCCUCUGUUUCUUCCCCACCUCCUCUUCCUCUCUCUCUCUCUCUCUGUUUCAUCUUCAAAAAUGUGAAGCAAGACACAGAGGAAGCUCUUCACUGACUGCAAAGGCUGACUUCUGCACUCAUUUCAUGUUUCAUCUCUCAGUGUUGCUCUUCUUUUUUCAUCUCUGCCGCUGUAAAACACCAACUAAAGUUUAUUUCUUUCAAAGGAUUUAAAAACGUUUAGUAGAAGCCCUGAAGAGAGGGGCAGAAAUUUCAAGUGAAUUAUACUCAAAGGGGGUUUGUGUUUCAUUUUUUUUUUUUUGUUCUUUACCUUUUCUUGCAAGAUGGAACUAUUUCAGAAGUGGUGUCUCCUCCUCCUUUUUCUGGAACAAGUGAUCGCAAGUGAAGAUGACAAAUGGAUCGUGAAAAAUUCCACUGCUAAAGCAUCACCCUCAAAUUGCAAAAAUAUAACGAUAAAGGUUCCUGAUCCGUAUCUUAAUGUCAGACUGGUCGAGAAGAACUCAUCUUGCUCUGGGACACUGCAGGUGCUACAGAACAAGAACUGGAAGUCAGCCUGUACUGAGCAACUAAAUGGAAGUCAGUUAAAACGGUUGUGCUUGGAACUCGGAUGUGAAGAGCCUUGGCAGUAUAAUGGGGAACCAGACCAAAAAGACAUUCCGCACAAAUCUGAAAAUGAAAUGCAGGAUCUGAAUGUCACUCUUCAGUCAUGCACUGACCCAAAGGCCAGUUGGUUGGCAUGUAAAGACCCUUCUUUUCAGCUGCCUGUUCGUCUAACUGGUGGAAAAGACUCCUGCUCUGGAAAGGUCGAGGUGCACGUGUGGCAGCAGUGGAAACCUCUGUGUGAAAAGGGCAUGACAAAGGACACUGCAGAGCAGAUCUGCAAACAAGCACACUGCAGUGGAGUCCUGAAAUUCAGCGAAAGCAAACAAGUGGACUCUUCGGCCGUUCACUGUCCCCUUCAUAGUCGUGACCUCUUCCAGUGCCAGGGACUUCUCCAGGAAACAGAAUGCACCACCGUCAAUGUGACUUGUGAAGGAUCAAAACCAAGAUUGGUUUAUAGGCUGGCCAAUGGUCCCAGUGAAUGUGUCGGCAAAGUUAUGGUUUACCACCAGAAUAAAUGGGAAAAGGUUUGCAAUGACAGCAAGCUCUCUGCUAACGACAUCUGCCGGAGUCUUAACUGUGGUGGAAUCAAGGAAAUUCAAAAUGCUCCACCAUCUAAACGUAAACAGCAAGGAAUGUACUGCAGUAUAAGUAAUACGAACCUAGAUGACUGCUUCCACUCUCUAACUACUAAAGAUUGCUCCAUGGACUGGAUCAUCUGCACUGGAUACAAGGAGCCCAACCACACAGGUCAGACGGUAUGGAAUGUGUUCAGUGGGAUACUAGCUGUCAUGCUUCUGGUUGUCCUUUUAGUGAAGUUUGGUCCAUUGCUGUGGCAGAAGAUAUAUAAAAAAGUGUUCAGAAAAAAGGAAAGGCAGUGGAUUGGACCCACGCAGAGUCAAAGCGUGUCUUUUCACCGCAAUCAACAUGCUCUGCAGCCAAGUCCCAGACUGGCGGACAGCAACAGUGACAAUGACUACACAUCCACACCAUCGAAACGACAGUCUGGAACCUAUCCAGCUCUGGAGCGGGCUUUGGUCAAUCUGAACACUGGGGCUUCCUCUGCUCGGAACAGUGGGUACGACUACGAGCCACGGGCAUGUUGAUUUUUUUCAGUUACUGACUGCCAGAAGGGCUCAAAAAAGAUGAAAUAGAAAGGUCCAUCAUAGAAGCUGACUACAAUUAUGUCGGAGGAUAACAAGACCAGUUUAUCUGUACAGAAAAAUCAGAGUUUGGAUUGCCAAUCAAGUCAGCAGUUGUGGAAUAUGAGUCGUCUCUUAUCUACUGGGGAAAGUCCAUCCAGUGUUGAGAAGAAGAUCAGUCAGGAACCAGGACCUAUUCCAAAUGGACUUUCUGCUCAACACGAUAUGGCGUGCCUGACUUCAUACUGUAAAUUGUUUUUACUUUUGAACUGAAUUAGCAUUUAUUAAGGAUAAACACACAUAAAACUGCCAUAUGAAUGAAAGAAACAAUUAUCUGGCUUCCAGAUUUCCAUUGUGCCUGACUCUGGUCCUCGUGGUGCCACAUAGUUCUGGGUGCCACUUUCUCCAAUGAAUGCCAGUCACGUGAAGUACAAAGAAUGUGGAAUAGCAGAUAAAAUGUUGUGCCAAGAAAUCUGCACAGCUGGGCGUCUAAGGAACAGAAACCCCAAGCCACCAAAAUAAAUAAAUGAUAUAUAUAUAUAUAUAGCUUUAAUUUAAAAUAAUGCUACAAAAAUGUACAGAGUAUCCCUGAAAGGCAUGGGACUUCAAAAAUGAAUGAAUAAACACAGCAGUCCUGCAGAUUAAUGUAAGCUUAUUACAAAAGAACACUGAAUGUGAAUGUGUGAAGGACCAAUAAAUAAACCUCAGCUAGAGACAA
Molecule: messenger RNA, 2466 nt
Organism: Polypterus senegalus (gray bichir)
Lineage: Eukaryota; Metazoa; Chordata; Cladistia; Polypteriformes; Polypteridae
Product: scavenger receptor cysteine-rich type 1 protein M160-like
Exons: 11
Coding region: 330-1712 (460 amino acids)
Biological process (GO): T cell costimulation
Cellular component (GO): plasma membrane
Source: RefSeq, a predicted model, not a curated record